Dendrobium catenatum is the source of this 405-nucleotide messenger RNA. Its product is annotated as enolase. The transcript has 3 exons. The record is from RefSeq and is a predicted model, not a curated record. Lineage: Eukaryota; Viridiplantae; Streptophyta; Magnoliopsida; Asparagales; Orchidaceae. Gene Ontology annotation, molecular function: phosphopyruvate hydratase activity; magnesium ion binding. The coding region runs from base 1 to 357 and encodes 118 amino acids. Gene Ontology annotation, cellular component: phosphopyruvate hydratase complex. Gene Ontology annotation, biological process: glycolytic process.
AUGCUAGAACCAAAUAUUGUUGAAGGUUUAGCAAUGGUGAUAGCCAAAGAGGCGACGUGGACGGAAAGAGAACGGCCGUGCAUAUUCCAGGUCAAUCAGAUUGGAACCAUCACAGAAGUUAUAGAAGUUGUGAAGCAGGCAAAGGAUGCUCAUUGGGGUGUGGUUGUUUCUCAUAGAAGUGGUGAGACAGAAGAUACCUUCAUUGCAGAUUUGGCAGUUGGUCUUUCAACUGGUCAGAUAAAAGCUGGCGCGCCUUGUCGAGGGGAGAGGCUUGCAAAGUACAAUCAGUUGCUGAGGAUCGAGGAAGAACUUGGAAGUCAAGCUGUGUAUGCUGGAGAGAACUGGAGACAGCUUUGAUCACGUCAUUUUAUUCUGAAUGUUUCUUAGAAAUCCGAGCUCAUUUUU